UCAGGUGAAAUUUCUAUGGAGAAAGUGAAGGUGAAGCGAUAUGUGUCGGGUAAGCGUCCAGACUAUGCCCCGAUGGAGUCCUCCGAUGAAGAGGAGGAGGAUUUCCAGUUUGUGAAGAAGGGUAAAGAGGCUGAACCAGAGAUGGAAAUUGAAGUGGAGGAAAAAUCUGAUCCUCGUCUUCGACGUCUCCUGAAUCGAGAGACCGAAGAUGUUGAAGAAAGGCUUGCGAGACACAGGCAGAUAGCAGAGCCAGAGCUGAUUGCUCAAAGCAGUGAGGACUCAGAUGAAGGAACGUGGCACCCUGAGCGAGAGGAGAGCAGCGAAGAUGAAGAGGAGGAGGAAGUCGAUGAUGAAAGGAGGAGAGCAAUGAUGCGUCAGCGUGCGCAAGAGAGGAAGACCGAGGAAAUGGAGCUCAUGGAGGUGGUGGAGGUGGAGGAGGAGGGGGGGAAGUCUGGGGAUGACUCUGAAUCAGAGUCAGAGUACGAGGAAUACACGGACAGCGAGGAUGAAACUGAGCCUCGGUUAAAACCGGUGUUUAUCCGCAAGUGA
Messenger RNA from Sinocyclocheilus grahami, 549 nucleotides. Its product is annotated as microfibrillar-associated protein 1-like. The record is from RefSeq and is a predicted model, not a curated record. The annotation marks the transcript as partial. The transcript is spliced from 3 exons. Lineage: Eukaryota; Metazoa; Chordata; Actinopteri; Cypriniformes; Cyprinidae.